AUGACGUCGAGUGAUCCGACUGAAACCGAAACGACUCCGUGGACAACUUCAGGAGAAACGUGUGACGGUAAGCCCCGCCCCUAAAACCAUGCCGCAUUAUUUUUCUCACAGAAACCUCUUCAAUCGGUUCAUCUGACACCAAUUACAACAUCCAAUCAUUGAACACUUGUAAUUCGUCAGCAAAAGGUUCAACAACUUCGGUUUUAUGUGGUCGAGAUUUGACUGAAGAGGAGAUAAAGUGGCUCGAAAUGGCGAAAGAAUACACGAAAAAUGAGAAGCCUUUCAAAAAUUCGAGUGUUGUGAGUUUUUCAACCUCGGAACCAGGGUUCGAGUCCGGCUGUCCGCAAUCUUUUUUUUCCAGGGCCGCAAAGUUGUUCGAAAAUUCCAAGCGAUUCUUCCGGCCAAAAGCAAAUUGUCUUUCACCGUUUUGCGCAGAAAAGUGAGUUUAUCCCACACAACUGAAAUUCCUCCAUAAAUUCUGAAAAUUUCAGUUCAAUGGCCGUCAAGAUGUCAAAGAUUUGCGCGAUGAAGAUCAAACAACAUCCGAUGUUUGA
This is a messenger RNA of Caenorhabditis angaria, 554 nucleotides long. The record is from the annotation of a GenBank genome assembly. Lineage: Eukaryota; Metazoa; Nematoda; Chromadorea; Rhabditida; Rhabditidae.